This is a messenger RNA of Oreochromis aureus, 1152 nucleotides long. RefSeq lists its product as uncharacterized. NCBI's taxonomy places the organism in Eukaryota, Metazoa, Chordata, Actinopteri, Cichliformes, Cichlidae. The record is from RefSeq and is a predicted model, not a curated record. Bases 288 to 896 code for a protein of 202 amino acids. The transcript has 5 exons.
UUAUAUUUCAUUUUAUUUGUCAUUUCAUACAUUUUAUUUUGUGAUGUGAUGUGAGCGCAGGUGCAACCCAACAGGCCUCAAACGUUCCUGGCAGCAAGUAAAAAUGAAAUAUAAAAACAUAGUCCAAACAGGUAAGGUGUAAUUGUAUUAUGAGCCAUAGUGCUUGGUCUGUUUGUCCUAUGUAAAUCAAUUGCAGUUAGAGGCUACAUUAAUUUUCUUUCUGUAAGCACUUAUUGAAAUUAUCUGAGCACAUUACAAGUACAUAGUUGCUUACUCUGUAUGCUCAAAUGUGGCCCGUUAUAGCCAACAGAAAAAAAGCGGAGGCCCGAAAAACAGGUGGGGGUCCUCCACCACCACCACUCACAGAGGCUGAGCAGUUGGCCCUCAGCCAAAACAGUGGGCGCCCUGUGGCUGAAGGCAUCUCUGCGGGGACAUCCUCUGAGUCAAUAACCCCGCAAGACACAAGUGCCUACAUAAGAGUUGAUGGUGAUGGUGUACUGCAUCUGGUGCAGCCUCCUGUUGAGCCAGACCAACAUGCAGUUGAAAUUGAAGAAACAUUGACAGCUGUUACAGAGGAGGGAGCAACAGAGACACUUUAUGAGAGUGAUGAUGGAAAUGCAGAGGAAGAGGGUCCAGCCACUUCUCCAACAAACCUUUCCUCACUCCCUGUAAAGCAGCUGUAUAAGACAUACUUGAUCAAGAAAAUAGAAAAAUGCAACUUGGAAAUGGAACACUUCAAGCAACAGAUCCAAAAGACCAAGACUGAGAUUUUACUGCUGGAACAUCAGUUAAGGGUGGGUGAAGUGGUCAGAGAUGGACGAAUUAUUUCAGUGUUUGAACAACAUACUAAUAUACUUAUUAAUACUUUGUGUACAGGAAAUACAGGCGACCAAUAAAGCCAGUUGAACAAAAAAUCUGUUUAUUUUUCUUUCAACAUGUUGAGGUGAUGGGUCAAAGGAAAUGAUUGUGACAUAUGGUGUCUCUGACUGCUCUUCCAUCUUGUAUGUCCGUGGGAGGGUCAGGAUGUUCAUGGUUUGGAUCACUGCUGAUGUUUGGUUCAGAAGGACAGUGUUCUCCUCUAAUUGUGGCAAUGUUGUGAAGAAUCACACAUGCCACAAUAAUGUCACAUGCCCUUUCUGGGGUGACCCUGAG